GCUCAUUUUGACAGUUGGCCACGAAAAUGGCCACUGUACGGGCAUUUAGUAGAAAUAUACCGUAUCUUCGUCAACAAUUUGGGGCAUUAUUAGGCAAUACAAGUACAACAGUUAAAUCAAUAUGUGUUGUGGUUUUAGUUAGUUAUUUGUUAUCUUUUUCACAAACAGCAAUUGAUUAUUUAGCGGUAACACCAGGAAACCUGUUACCACCAACAUUUUGGCUAUGGACAGCAUUUACAUUCUGUUUUUUAGAAGUACAUUUUUAUGAAGCAUUAGUUGAUAUUAUAACUGUAGGUUUAUGUGGUAAAUUAAUUGAACCAUUAUGGGGUCAAUUCGAGAUGUUAAUAUUUUUUGCGGUUGUUAAUUUUGGUGUUGCGAUUUUAAGUACAGUGUUUUAUUUGAUCUUGUAUAUGUGUACAUUUAAUACGGACUUGUUAUUUAACGUCCACAUACAUGGAUUGGCUGGAUAUAUUGCUGGUGUAUCCGUGGCGGUAAAACAAAUAAUGCCUGAUCAUGUUCUAUUCCGGAGUCCAAUUGGAAAAAUUAAGAAUAGAAAUAUUCCGUUAGCAUGUGGCAUGAUGUCAUUGAUUUUAUAUUUAGUGGGAUUGUUAGAAGGACGCUACCCCACAAUGUUUUUUAAUGGUUUGUUUGUGGGAUGGGUUUAUUUAAGAUUUUAUCAAAGACAUAAUAAUGGAUCCCGAGGUGAUAUGAACGAUAAUUUCUGUUUCGCCAGUUUCUUUCCAAAUGUCCUGCAACCACCGAUAGCAGUUGUCAGUAAUACCGUUUACAGUGCACUUGUACGCAUUGGGCUUUGCCGAAAAGUAGUUCGUCGAUAUGACAUGGCAAAUCCAACUGGAGUUACAGUUACACUUCCUGGAAUUGACCCACAUGAUAUGGAAAGACGAAGGCAAAUUGCAUUGAAAGCAUUAAGUGAAAGACUAUCAAGGACAGCUGAAGGACAUUCAAGUAAAGACAGGCAACCAUUAAUACCAAAAACAAAUCAAAAAAUAUUACAACCAAUUAUUCAACCCAAUUUGCAAGGAAAUCUCCCAAUUUCAGUACCUAAUAAAAAUAGUAUUGUAACACCAAGUCCAAAUACUGCAUUUGUUCCAAUUAUGCCAUCAACAAUACCUUCAUCUUUAUCGACACAACAACAAUCUACAUCAUCAGCGUCAACCUCAGCAGCACCUAGUUUAAAUAUAAACAUCGAACAAACGUGAUUUUUAAUUUAAUAAAAGUACUAAAAAAAUAAAUAACGCAAAUUUUUUUUGUAAAUUUGUAAAUCUAUAAGGACACUACUUAAUACUAAUUCAGGGUUAAUUGAUAAAUCCAAUCCCUUCUUGUUAAAAAAUGGAAAAUUUACGCGAAUAAAAUUUUUGAGAGCGUAAAUACAAAUUGAGUAAAAAAUUUAAUUUAUUUUAUGUUGGUAUUAAGUAUUUAUUUUUUUAUCAUAUACUUAAUACUCCUAAAUUGCUAGCACCCUUAAGUGGAAAUAUCAGACCGUAAGACACAGCAAAUGGCUGUUUCUAUCUCUGUCGAAAAUAUUCAAAUAAAUCAACAUAAUGCACAUUUAUGUAUAAGCUGUCAUAUACAAACUAAUGGUACAUGCGGACAUGCGUAUAAGGCUCGCCGUUUCGCGAGAAGGAUAAAUGGAUAUAUGUCUGCAUCGUAUGGGCUUCGCCCGGCUUCAGAUCCCUACCAGCAUUAUAGGAGUAUUAAAUAUAUGGUUAUUAUAUUUCAUCCAUCCAUUUAUGAAUUAAAAUGGUUUUCUGCUAAAGUCUUACUUAUUUUUGUCUCAUUCGCAUUUAAAUAUGAAAGUUUUUAAAUAAUCUCAACUUUUUCAAGUAAUCAUAAAAAUUUAAUAGGGCAUUAUUAUUAUACGGAAUAAAAAAUAACUAAAGUAUAACUAGGUUAAUAUAAAGUAUUAUACAGGAUCUCCAACUUCACACAAACAACGAAAUCCUUAAAUUUAUCACCAUUUUAUAAACUUAAUAAUGUUUAAAAAUUAAUAUGAAGGUGAUAAUUCUUUUUGCAUUAAAUUCUUUAAAAUUUGUCCUGUGAAGGCAGGAAGUCAAUAUUUUUUCGUACACCACUUUGGACCAUAAUAGAAUCAAUGAUGGAUUUUUUAACUUAUUGGAUUUGAUAGAAAAUUCUUUGCAAAAAACAAAUGAAUGCAGCACACCGAUAUAAAAUUAGCUAAACAUGGCUAACAUUUUACUAUUAUUCUGAAGAGACUCUUUUGCAAAGUGUUUACCAAUAGUUGAAUUUAAUUUUUAUAGUAAAAAUAAACAACAUCACAAUUAAUCCAAAUGAAUAAUACAGUCACGUAAUAGUAAAAUUUAUCGAAUUUAACCAAUAGUCAAUACUAGUUGGAUCAUUCUGCUGUUCUAUCUAGAAUACUUUUUUAACUUGUAGUUAUUCCAGUCGCGAGCAAACGCAUAAAGGCACUAAAAAGAUGUUCAGAACAUUCCCUUUUUUACCUGUAGAAUCGUUUUUUCAUAAUUUUAUUCGAAAUCAAAAUCGAUUCUACG
Molecule: messenger RNA, 2531 nt
Organism: Chrysoperla carnea
Lineage: Eukaryota; Metazoa; Arthropoda; Insecta; Neuroptera; Chrysopidae
Product: transmembrane protein 115
Exons: 3
Coding region: 27-1220 (397 amino acids)
Biological process (GO): retrograde vesicle-mediated transport, Golgi to endoplasmic reticulum
Cellular component (GO): Golgi apparatus; membrane
Source: RefSeq, a predicted model, not a curated record